UACGAGGUUGGAAACAUCACCAGUCUUGUGAAUAUGAAGAAUUACAGAUGUUUGUGAGUGACUUGCUGACAGGGGCCUCAAAACCAGAGGAUCCUCCGUUAGGAACUCGUGCACUUCUCUUAUCUGUUUACUUUUGGAGAAGCACAAACAUCAGUAACAAAGUCAACAGGCAUUCCAGAAAGUGUACUGGUCACCACAGGAAAGACACCACGAAUUCCUGCACUUUCUUCCUCAGGAUGGAACACAUUUUCAAUGUGCUGCUUCUCGGCACAUUUUUUACGCUUGUGACAGCACAAGAAGGCAACGUAUGUUUAAUGCCUGAGUUGGAUGCCAACAUUGAAACAGUGAAUCAGCAGAGGUACUUUGGCCCCGGUGCAGAGUUAGCACUGACUUGUAAACUGGGAUACACGUCCAUGUUGGGCCCUCGGAAAAUUGUAUGUACUGAGAAUGGAGAUUGGACUGGAACCAAAUUCAUGUGCAUUGCAAAACGUUGUCCUUAUCCUGACCCACUGUCCAAUGGAGAACUGCACUAUGAGGAUACGGUGUACCAGAGUAUAAUCAACUAUACGUGUCAUGAGGGGUACACCCUGUCUGGACCCAACACUGUUAAAUGCCAAGCAAAUGGAAGAUGGAGCACAUCAGUACCAGAGUGCAAACCGGUGUCCUGUGGUCUUGCUCCAAUCCCAAAGUUUGGUCUUAUCAGUUUCAACAAGAAGGUCAGCGAAAACACUUAUUUUGGCACCCAUGGGACAUAUAAGUGCCUGCCUCCAUACGUCCUCUUUGGAAACGCUCAUGCAGAGUGCACUGCCAGCGGCAACUGGACCAAGACACCCGAAUGUCAAGUGGUCACGUGCCCUCCACCAGAGAACAUUUUCCAUGGUUACAUGUCCAGCAACGACCAGCGAAAUUACGAAUUCAUGGAGACAGUGCAGUAUGGAUGCAAUGGUGACUAUGUGCUGGAAGGGACCUUCCAAAUUGUUUGCCAGAAGAAUGGAGAUUGGUCUGAAAAACCAGCCUGUAAAGCUCCUUGUAGCGUUGACAUAAAAAGAGGAAGAAUACUGUACAAAGAAAAAAAACUCUGGAUUGCAGACCUCGAGCCAAACAAAGUCUUCCAUAAUGACAUUGUAUCAGUCUACUGCUUGGACAAGGUCAGGAAGUGCGGCUAUGCUGUGUCAACUCAGUGCAUCGAUGGAAAACUAAAAAUCCCUGAAUGCUAUGAAGAGCCAAGCGGAUUUGAGUAUACCUUUCAUUCUGGUUCACUUCCAUCAGAAAUAGAAGAGUGCUGAGAUGAGAGCAGAUCCGUUCUCAGAUGAUGAUUACAUCACUGUAAUACCCAGAGCAAUAUCACAGCAUUGUUCUGGUCGAAAACAAUAAAGUUUUGUUCCACCUGUG
Molecule: messenger RNA, 1392 nt
Organism: Phyllopteryx taeniolatus (common seadragon)
Lineage: Eukaryota; Metazoa; Chordata; Actinopteri; Syngnathiformes; Syngnathidae
Product: beta-2-glycoprotein 1-like
Exons: 8
Coding region: 48-1286 (412 amino acids)
Biological process (GO): negative regulation of complement activation, classical pathway
Source: RefSeq, a predicted model, not a curated record